AAUAUGAAGGAUGGUGACCUCUCCAUGAAACAAAAUGAAAAUGAUCUAUCACAAAUAACUCUCAGCCAACAUGCUGAUGGGCCUCUCAAGCAGAUACAAGAGACGGGGUACAACUAUGCAAUGACCCUACAACUGCUGGGCUUGGAUGACGGCACUGACCCCAGUGAUAGGAAUCCUGUUCUGAUGAGAGGGGCCUACUUGUCCUUUCUGUAUCUGCGCCACCUUCGAAUCAGAGAACUGCAGCGCAUCUGCUUAGGAAUUCUGAAUUAUUUCAGAUCUGUUGAGCGAACCCUGACAAUCAAUACUUCGGGCCUUACCUUGGUUUCAGGGAAACUGGUCCCCACCAUGGAAGAUAGUUCCUGGGUAAAUAUGGCAAAAGGAGGUCUGGGCACCUUGCAGGGCCUGGGCGCUCAACACUAUGUCCAUGAGACGCCUGCUGAGCACAAGGUCCACAGCGUCCAAUUCAUGGAGUUCUCGGAAGUGGAGAACCAGGAUGACUACUACAGCACAGAAGCCGGCUGUAUCCACACCCAGGACCAGCAAGGGGUGCAUGUCAUGUAUGAGGAAGCCUUGAGUGAUUUCAAGGAACUAGAGGCAGAGUUACUGCUUGUGGCUGGCCAUUACAUUGAGAAAGAAAGGGGUCACAAAGUGGGCAGCCAACCAAAGAGUGGCCAGGACUGGGGAUGGGCCCAUGCAGGUGUGGACAGAUUUGCUGUGCUGUAUGACACGUGGACUUGGGAAGCAGCUCUUCUGGAAAACAAGUGCCAGCUUCUUGACAGUUACUUUGAAGCCUACCAGCACACGUUGGACCCUGAGGAGAGGUUUGCUUUAGCACAAGUGAUGACGGACAUCAUGCACCGGCGCCCGAGGUUUGAUCUCAGCCACCCCUAUUUCAUUAAGGCCUUCCAAGAGGAAUGCACCUGCCUGAGGCUUCACCUGCAGUUAGUGAGGGGCAUCCUCAACCAGCAGAUAGAACGUCAGCAGGAGUAUGUCCAGAGGCUUUGGCGAGAGGAUCAUCUGGACAAUAGCAAUACAUUUGGACUUCCUCUUAAUAUAGUUUGCAAACAACUUAUUUCCAUCAACAAUAGCUGCCCAGCUUCAAAAAAUGUUUAUCUGCUGGAGUUCCACCCUUCCCUCAGCCUGGCAGCACUUAUCCCCAAAGCCCUAGAGCAUCUCUUCCAAGAGGCCUGCCAUGCCUGCAGACCCACAUCAGCCAGUGGCCUUGCCUCCCUGGAGCGACAUGUCCUGCAGCUGGCCCUGGACCUGUGGCUCACCCCAGCCACGCCUGAGGCCUGGUACAGUACACAGCUCCAGAAACAUCUGUUUUCAGCUAAAGUUAUGGGAGAUCCCUUUCUCGUGGGGGAGAUAGGCCUGCUGGCAUUCAAGUCUGCAGCAGACGAAGGGCAGAAACAAGGCCAAGACUCUCACGUGCUGCUCUUGGAGAUGUUUUCCAAACUUCUGGAACUCUUGACCCUCCGCCACCGGCUGAUAGAAAUAAGCCUGGAGAGUGCACACUUAGCUCGGCUCUAUAAAGAAUUGGCAUGGGAGAUGGGUUUUGAAGAGUUCCAUUUGUAUCUGAGGCCUGUUCACUUUGAAUUUGCAUCACACAGGGACAGGGCAGACCAGCCACCUCCUGUGUUCAUAACCUCUCUGCUGGAGGACAGUGGUCGGGUAGACAGAUAUUCUCCUACUGCUCUUGUCUUAGCCAUCUCUGAGGUGGAUGAUAACCAAAUUGGCAAAUUUAGUUUUUACACAAAGGAAGCCAUUCUUAAGCUCUUGCUGCAUUCAGGAGUGGAAAAUAUGCAGGUGACUCUUGCAUGCCAAGCUGCUCAGAAAAAUGCUUUGAUGGCAGCUGUCCAGCAGGUGUACUUCUAUUGCACCUCUCAAGGGAGCUGUCCUGCUAAUGUCAAGGUCAGCCUGCAUGACAGAGAAGCCAGAGGCAUCUCAUCACCCCCACCAGCUAAUGUCAGGCUGCCCCUUUCUUCCUUCCUUUUUUCCCUUCUCCCUUUCUCCCUUUCUUUCUCCCCUGCCCCCUACUUUCUCUUUCCUAUCUCUUUAUCUUCCUUACUUUCCUUUUUUCUUCCUUUCCUUGUUUCCUGUUUGUGA
Messenger RNA from Gorilla gorilla gorilla (western lowland gorilla), 2106 nucleotides. RefSeq lists its product as uncharacterized. The transcript has 12 exons. Bases 4 to 2106 code for a protein of 700 amino acids. The record is from RefSeq and is a predicted model, not a curated record. Lineage: Eukaryota; Metazoa; Chordata; Mammalia; Primates; Hominidae.